This is a messenger RNA of Rotaria sp. Silwood1, 708 nucleotides long. NCBI's taxonomy places the organism in Eukaryota, Metazoa, Rotifera, Eurotatoria, Philodinida, Philodinidae. The record is from the annotation of a GenBank genome assembly.
AUGAAUAUUCUUGGUGCAAUAUUUCCUCUUGGAAAUUUUGUUGAACGAAAUAAUUCUGAACAAUCUAUAUUUGAACAUUUACAAUGUACAUUUUCAUUUGCUCAAACAUGUUUACUUUGUGGUGAUGCUGAUCAAUGUUUUCGUUCAUUACUUUUUCAAUCAUCACUUUCUUAUGCUUCAAUUGGUAAAAGAAUUUGUUAUUAUACACCAUUACCAAUACAAACUAUUCCAUCACUUGUUCAUAAAUUAAUACCAAAUUCUUUAUUAUUAGCUAAUUUACAUCUUAUACAAUUUUAUUAUUUACCAACAUUAAUUGAUGUACAUAAACAUUUAAUUAAUACAUCAUGUGAUAUAAUUAUAAUUGAUGGUUAUCUUGAAUUUCCAUUAUUUAAACAACAAGAAGAUUUAUUUAAGAUAAUAUCAUCUUGUGCAUUAUUAAAAGAUACAUAUGAUUAUUUAAAAAAAAAAUUUCAUCAUAAUGAUCUUAUUCUUUUAUGUUCAUGUACAUGUUCAGAAUCAUGGAUAGUUAAUGUUGAACAACGAGGAUUAUUUGAUCUUUCUAUUUAUAUUGAUAUGCUUGAAAAUGGUGAUUAUCAUGCUGAUAUACAUACAUUAUCUAAGAAAAAACUUUCAUGUGCAUUUAAUUUUCGUAUUAGUCGCAAUGAAAUUAUGCCACUUUUUGCAACAAUUCAAUAUCAUAAGAAAUAA